This is a messenger RNA of Menidia menidia (Atlantic silverside), 837 nucleotides long. Lineage: Eukaryota; Metazoa; Chordata; Actinopteri; Atheriniformes; Atherinopsidae. The record is from the annotation of a GenBank genome assembly.
AUGGCUCAGAGAGUAGUUCAGAUGGACGCAGAAACCUUCUCCUGCUCCAUCUGCCUGGAGGUCCUGAAGGAUCCGGUGACUAUUCCCUGUGGACACAACUACUGCAUGAGCUGUAUUAAAGCCCACUUUGAUGUGGAGGAUCAGAAGGGACUUCACAGCUGCCCUCAAUGCAGGGAACGCUUCACACCGAGGCCUGUCCUGGUAAGAAACACCAUGUUAGCAGCUUUAGUGGAGCAGCUGAAGAAGACUGGACUCCGAGCUGCUCCUGCUGACCACUGCUAUGUUGGACCUGAAGAUGUGGCCUGUGAUUUCUGCUCUGGGAGAAAACUGAGAGCCAGCAAGUCCUGUUUGGUCUGUGUGGCCUCUUACUGUGAGGAACACCUUCAGCCUCAUUAUGAUUCACCUCCAUUUAAGAAACACAAGCUGGUGGAGCCCUCCAAGAAGCUCCAGGAGAACAUCUGCUCUGUCCACGAUGAGGUGAAGAAGCUGUUCUGCCGCACCGAUCAGAAGUCCAUCUGUGUUGUCUGUGCGAUGGAUGAGCAUAAAGGCCACCACACAGUGUCAGCGGCAGCAGAAAGGACUGAGAGGCAGAGAGAGCUGGAGGGGAGGCGGCAACAAAUCCAGCAGAGAAUCCAGGACAAACAAAAAGAAGUGGAUCUGCUCCAGCAGGAGGUGGAGGCCAUCGAUCAGUCUGCUGACAAAACAGUGGCGGACAGUGAGAAGAUGUUCACUGAGCUGAUCCGUCUCAUCAGGAAAGCAGCAGGUCAGAUCCCAGCAGCAAACCGCAGUGAGGGGAGUCAAAGAGCUUCAGCAGAAGCUGGAGCAGGAGACCACUGA